This is a messenger RNA of Tuber melanosporum (Perigord truffle), 493 nucleotides long. RefSeq lists its product as uncharacterized. Lineage: Eukaryota; Fungi; Ascomycota; Pezizomycetes; Pezizales; Tuberaceae. The transcript has a single exon. The record is from RefSeq and is a predicted model, not a curated record. Bases 1 to 186 code for a protein of 61 amino acids.
AUGACAAGUCGAUGGAAAAGAAAAGAAGUGCAAGAUCAUUCUGCGUCUAAACCUGCUUCACCGCCAAUCCCGCACCAAAAAAGAAACCCCCCAUUUCCUUGGCGAAUCCUUCACUCUUUCCCAAAACGCCACAAUCUUGUUUACGCUGUCAGAAAGGAAGUAAAUAAAUUCUCCGUCGCAAUGUGAAUGGUGAUAGUGGGGCCCUAUGAUCCACAUGCUCGAGUGAAAAUUCCCUCUUUUAACAUGACACCGUUGUGCUGUUGUGUGUUGUCACUGCUGCUUCAUGUCAUGCCUGCCCUGCAUGUGGCCAUUCUCCGACUGGGAAAGCCCAAAGUGGAUGGAUAGAUGUGAAAAUCUCUCAUUGCCACAAAUUCCCUGCAGGAGAAUAGAAAUCGGUAGAAGUUUCCGUAACACACAAAUUGUAUCAGCUUUUUUCGCCGUGUUAGUGCAACCCAUCUGUGGAACACAACUUUCGAACGAAAAAAAAAAAAAA